This is a messenger RNA of Paramecium sonneborni, 1404 nucleotides long. Lineage: Eukaryota; Ciliophora; Oligohymenophorea; Peniculida; Parameciidae. The record is from the annotation of a GenBank genome assembly.
AUGGAACAAUAAUUAUUAUGUCCUACUCAUAAUUAGUAAAUACAAAUAGUUUGUUUUAAUGAAUAAUGUUAAUUAUUUAGAUUCAGUUGUUAUGAAUGUUUAAAUAAGGAACAUCAUCUUAGUCAUAUUAAAGAAUUAAAAACAAUAUAAGAGUUUCUUGAAUUUAAGUAAUAAAAGCAAAAGGAAUAUCAAGAUUUUGCCUUAUAAAUUAAAAAUGAUCUUGAUUUAAUAAUGAAUUUAUUAGAUGAAGUAAGAGAGAAGCUUCUAAAAUUUGAUAAGUAUGAAAUGGAUACUCUUGAUUAAAUGAAUGAUCUUUUAGACUUAUUGCUAGAAAAUUAAAAAGUUUAAAAUAAAUACGCGUUGAUCAUUGUUGAAUAAUAAUAAAAACUAAUGUCCAUAUUAAAAAACUACAAUUCAAAUUUAAAGGAAACUUAAAUUAAUUUACAAUCAUAAAAUUCAACUUAGAAUAUACUUAAAUAUCAAUUAAUAAAUAAACUAAAAGAAAGUCCAAUUUACUCAUUUUCAUUUAAUAAUGAUUCUUCUAUACUUGCUGCAGGCUAUUCAUCAGGAUAGAUAUCUAUAUUUGAAUUGAACUAAGACAAAAUAACAAAAUCUUAAAUAGUAAAUUAACAUAGUAAUGCUGUUUAUUGUUUAUAAUUUUUUCAUAAAAAGGAUUGGCUAAUUUCAGGGAGUUAAGAUAAAAUGAUAAUAAUUUGGUCUUUUGAAAAUAAAUACUGGUUUUGCUAAUAGAGAAUAGACGCGCAUUCUGAUUGGAUUUCCCAUAUUAUUAUAAAUAAGAAUGAUAGUCUAUUUAUAUCUAGUAGCGGAGAUAAAACAAUCUAAUUUUGGAAUUAAGAAGAAUAAUGGAAACGUUCUUAGAUUUUAACUGCACAUGUAAAUACAGUUAAUAGUCUGAGCUUAAAUUUUGCUGAAGAUUAAUUAAUUUCUUGUUCUUGUGAUUAAACAAUUAAAGUAUUUGGUUUUUAAAAUUCUAUUUGGAUUCUUCUUUAAACUAUUAAUGUAGAUAAAUUAGGAUUUAGAUUAUGUUUCAUAGAUAAUUUUACUUUUGUUUUUCAAUCUGAAAAAUCUUUGGAAUUAAGCAUCUAUAAAAUUAAUGAAACAAAUGAAUAAUACUAUCUUACUAAAAAUAUUUCAGUAUAAAAUGAUAAUCAUUGCAGUAAUUUAUUUCCAUUAAAAUUUGUUAAAGCAAAAAAUUUGAUUUUAAAUAAAAAUGGUUCUAAAGUGAUUCUAAUUAAAAUCUUAAACAAUGGAUAAUUUGUGGAAUAAGAACAUAUUGAUUUUAACACAAGAUAUGUAUAUGGUGUUAUUUCCAAUGAUGGCAAUUAUUUGACAACAUGGGAUCAAAAUUCAAAGUAUUUAUAGAUAAGAAGAGUUGUUGAAUGA